AUGAUCCCAUCACAAUCCACCAUUACACGCCGGGCCUCCUACAGAAGAUGCAGACUGUCCUUCUUCAAGAAAGUUGUCGCCUCAUCACCACCAACAAGGCUGCCGAUGAAGCAGGAAUGUAUUGUGGCUGGUCUUAGUUAUGGAGGUCUUUUGGCUUUUUGUAGGCCAACUGAUUCAUCAUGGACCUUCAUUGAGACCAAAGACUUGCUCAAGUUUAAAGAUAUAGAAAUCCUUGAUGGGAAAUUAUAUGCUGUAACGACUGUGGAGCAAGCCUCGGCGUUUCUAAUGGUAUAUGACAUCCUCCCUGCGCAUGCCAAUGGUUAUAGGGUGCAUUCCAAGGACUCAUUCCGUUGUUAUUGCGGACGGGGAGGUCCUUUUCUAGUGAAAGAUUCGGCAGCCAAUGAAUUGUUUAUGAUUUUACAAAAGAUUUCAUUUAGACAUCAAAGUAAGAAUGAAAAAUUAUUCCAAGUGUUCAAGCUGGAUUACUGUAAGACUAAUGGUGGACCACCAUGGGAGGAGGUUGUUGACCUUGGUGAUCGAAUGUUGUUUCUGAGCGACGCAAGUAGUAUGUUCAUCGAGGACAAGACACUUGGAAAAAACUGCAUCUUUUUUGCUAUCAAUGAUGAAGGUGCUGGUUGUGAUGAUUGUGCUUUUGGGGUGCAUUCCUUGACAGAUAGGAACAUCAAACUGCUUGCUUUGCCUCAGGAUACAUCAUCUACCAUAAUCAAUGUUUUCAGUCGAACUCUUUGGUUCACACCACUUCCAUGGUAG
Rosa rugosa (rugosa rose) is the source of this 771-nucleotide messenger RNA. RefSeq lists its product as uncharacterized. The record is from RefSeq and is a predicted model, not a curated record. Lineage: Eukaryota; Viridiplantae; Streptophyta; Magnoliopsida; Rosales; Rosaceae. The transcript has a single exon. Bases 1 to 771 code for a protein of 256 amino acids.